CUUGUAGGGCAGCCCCUCAACCCGCAGUGCCGCACGUACCCAGCAGAGAUGAUCCAGACAGGGGUGGCUCCCAUUGAUGUCAUGAACAGCAUCGCACGCGGUCAGAAGAUCCCCAUCUUCUCUGCUGCUGGGCUGCCGCACAACGAGCUGGCGGCGCAGAUCUGCCGUCAGGCCGGGCUGGUGAAGAAAUCCAAGGACGUGGUGGAUUUCCAUGAGGACAACUUCGCCAUUGUCUUCGCUGCCAUGGGGGUGAACAUGGAGACGGCGCGGUUCUUCAAGACGGACUUUGAGGAGAACGGCGCCAUGGGGAACGUCUGCCUCUUCCUCAACCUGGCCAACGACCCCACCAUUGAACGCAUUGUGACUCCCCGCCUGGCGCUGACGGCCGCCGAGUUCCUGGCCUAUCAGUGUGACAAACACGUCCUGGUGCUGCUCACCGACAUGAGCGCCUACGCCGAGGCGCUGCGCGAGGUAUCAGCAGCCCGUGAGGAGGUCCCUGGGCGCCGUGGCUUCCCGGGCUACAUGUACACAGACCUGGCCACCAUCUAUGAGCGAGCAGGGAGGGUGGAGGGCAGGGGGGGCUCCAUCACCCAGAUCCCCAUCCUCACCAUGCCCAACGACGACAUCACGCACCCCAUCCCGGAUCUCACUGGAUUCAUCACAGAGGGGCAGAUCUACGUGGAUCGCCAGCUGCACAACCGCCAGAUCUACCCCCCCAUCAACGUGCUGCCAUCGCUGUCCCGCCUGAUGAAAUCCGCCAUCGGGGAGGGAAUGACGAGGCGGGAUCAUGGCGACCUGAGCAACCAGCUGUACGCGUGCUACGCCAUCGGGCGGGACGUGCAGGCCAUGAAGGCGGUGGUGGGCGAGGAGGCGCUGGCGGCCGACGACCUGCUGUACCUGGAGUUCCUGCACAAGUUCGAGCGGCACUUCAUCGCGCAGGGUGCGGGGGGGGGCGGCAUGGAAGGGGGGAGGCGCGACCCGAGCCCCGGCCGCAGGGAGGCGGCAGCUCGGCCCUGAGGCGGCGGCGUGCGGCCUGAAGGCCCCGCGGCCUCACGGGGGUCGCGGAGCGCGGCCCGGCAGGCAGGGAGGCGCCGCCCCGCUCUGGGCUCCGCGGGGCCGAACGGCAC
Messenger RNA from Lagopus muta (rock ptarmigan), 1127 nucleotides. RefSeq names its product V-type proton ATPase subunit B-like. Gene Ontology annotation, molecular function: ATP binding. The record is from RefSeq and is a predicted model, not a curated record. Lineage: Eukaryota; Metazoa; Chordata; Aves; Galliformes; Phasianidae.